UCAGUCAAACAUGUCAGACGUGCUGGUGUGUGUUCGUGAUUAUGAGCUUCGCGCUCGACAGAUUCUGCCAAAAGCUGUGUUCGAUUAUUAUUUCUCAGGAGCCGAUGAGCAGGAAACUCUGCGUGAUAAUGUAGCGGCAUUCAAGAGGUGGUGUUUUUACCCUCGUGUUCUGAGAGAUGUGUCCACUGUGGAUUUGUCCACCACAGUUCUGGGUCAGAGAGUCAGUUUACCCAUCUGUGUGUCUGCCACCGCCAUGCAGAGAAUGGCUCAUCCGGAUGGAGAGACAGCCACUGCCAGAGCGUGUCUUUCCUCUGGCACGGGGAUGAUGCUGAGCUCCUGGUCCACCUCCAGCAUUGAGGAGGUGUGUGAGGCUGCACCGGGAGCCGUGCGCUGGCUGCAGCUCUACAUCUAUAAAGACAGAGCGCUGACUCAGUCUCUGGUCAGGAGGGCCGAGGAUGCCGGCUAUAAGGGCAUCUUUGUCACCGUGGACACGCCUUAUCUUGGCAGGCGACGCGAUGACGUGCGCAACCGAUUCAAGCUGCCCUCUCAUUUGAGGAUGGCGAAUUUCGAGUCUCCAGAUUUAGCGUUCUCCAAGAAGGAGGGUUACGGGGAGGACAGCGGGCUGGCGGUGUAUGUGACGCAGGCUAUUGAUGCCACGGUGAGAUGGCAGGACAUCGGCUGGCUGAAAACGCUCACAAAGCUGCCUGUGGUGGUCAAAGGGGUACUGACAGAAAGAUAG
Messenger RNA from Danio aesculapii, 739 nucleotides. Its product is annotated as 2-Hydroxyacid oxidase 1-like. Bases 11 to 739 code for a protein of 242 amino acids. The transcript is spliced from 5 exons. The record is from RefSeq and is a predicted model, not a curated record. Gene Ontology annotation, molecular function: oxidoreductase activity; FMN binding. Lineage: Eukaryota; Metazoa; Chordata; Actinopteri; Cypriniformes; Danionidae.